AUGGAUUAGGAAAUCAGACCAAUGCGUUAAAGUAUUCUAAAACGAUAAUCAACUUUCGAUAAUCCUAAUUACAUGGAAGAGAAAGAGAAGCAGCAUCAACAGAAUUAGAAUAAUUUAUAGGAAGGUUUGCAUGUGCAAAUAGAUAGUAGUGUGAAAAUCAUCACGAUUCCUGAUGUUCAUGAUGUGCAAGUGUUUAAGGAACAGGAUGAAAGUAUAGGGUUAUUAUAUUGUUUAGUUCAUUUUCCAUAGAAAGUCAAUAAUUUGAGUGAAGCCGAACUCAUCAAGAUGGCAUUAAAGUAAAGUGAUAUAUUGUAAUAAUAGAAAACCUUAGAUAUGGGAGGAGGACGAAUAAUGACUGCUAUGAUUUAUAUAUUGAAUGCAUAUAUCAUAAAUUAGUUGAUUUUUGAGACUCCCAUUUAAAGUGAAGAUUUGAGUUAGGAAAGAUCAAACUGA
Messenger RNA from Paramecium tetraurelia, 453 nucleotides. RefSeq lists its product as uncharacterized. The record is from RefSeq and is a predicted model, not a curated record. The transcript has a single exon. NCBI's taxonomy places the organism in Eukaryota, Ciliophora, Oligohymenophorea, Peniculida, Parameciidae.